AGGCCACGUGCCGGUGGGGCAGUUACGGCGGCAAGGCGUUGGGCGGCGCCACCCCGAGGCAGUGGGACACCGCCGUGACCUUCUUCUGCUUCGCAGUCGUGACCAAGGAUACCUACGAGGUGGAUAUCAUGCGGAAUCAGCUCAGGAAGCGGGCGGGCAUCUUCGCAUGCGAGGACCAGGCCAUGAUGACCCACGACGAGGGCUUCACCCUCGACGACGAGCUCGGCGGCGAGAUGGUGCCCUUCAAGUCGGCCGAGGUUGGGGUGUCGCGCGACGGGACGGCUGGCAACGCAGAGCUCUUCAUGAACGUCUGGGAAGCGGUCAAGGGUCUUGACAAGUGGAAGGCCCACGGCUGGACGAUCAAGACCGACCCGGAUGCUGUCAUCUUGCCGGACAGGCUCCGGGGGUCCCUGGCAAAAGUUAGGGAGGACACCCACCUGGGUGACGAGCUCUUCGCGUAUGUGAAGACGUGCCACAAGGACAACGGCAUGAAGAACAUGAUGUUCGGGGCGAUGGAGGCGCUCACGAAGGUGGCAGUCGAAAAGUACUUCGAGGGCAUCCAGAGGUGCAGGGCCAUGGAGUGGCAGACCUGGGGCGAGGACCUCUUCAUGAUGAAGUGCCUGGACAACCUCGGCAGCAUCGGCAUGGACCCGUGGGCGGGCAG
Messenger RNA from Prorocentrum cordatum, 664 nucleotides. Lineage: Eukaryota; Dinophyceae; Prorocentrales; Prorocentraceae. The record is from the annotation of a GenBank genome assembly.